AUGGGGCCCGGUUUCGACUGCCUCGGUAUGGCGCUGGACAUCUGGAACACCGUUGUCGUGGAAAUCGACGGCGUAGAGACCGCUGAUGCGCAGUCGGACGCUGACAUAGUUUCAGUCAGCGGCGAGGGCAUGGGCAGUCUUCCGACGGGCAGCGGUAACCUCGUGUACAAGAGCUUCAGGCGCGUGUUUGACGGUAUCGGCAAGCCUGUGCCGCCGGUGCGAAUCAGCUGCGAGAAUGAGAUUCCUCUUGGCCGCGGACUAGGCAGCAGCGCUGCAGCAGUAGCAGGUGGUCUGCUGGCUGGCAGCACUUUCAGCGGCGCGAAUCUGUCGCGCGAAAGGCUGCUGGAACUUGCGGCGGAGAUAGAGGGGCAUCCAGACAACGCAGCCGCAGUAGUUAUGGGCGGCUGCCGCAUCGUCGUGAGCGAUGGGGACAGGUUCCUUACGGACGCAGUGUCCAUUCCGAAUGAACUGAAGGCGGUGCUGUUCGUACCCGACGUCCCGAUGCCGACUAACGAGGCGAGGGGCAUACUUUCCCCAACUGUUGACAGGCAGGACGCCGUGUUUAAUAUAGGCAGGACGGCUCUGCUCGUGAAUGCCCUCUCAAGCGGCAACUUUGAGCAUCUUGGCAUUGCGACUGAGGAUAUGCUUCAUCAACCCGCACGCCAGAAGAUAUUCUUUCCGAUGAAGAACAUCUUCCGCGCGGCAAUGUCGGCAGGCGCUCUCGGCGUGUUCCUGUCAGGCGCGGGUUCAAGCGUGCUUGCGCUGGCGCGUGACCGCGAAUACACCAUCGGAUACGAGAUGGCGGACGCGGCAAUGAAAUCGGGUGUCGAAGGCGCAAUCAAGGUUACGCAGCCCACGGCUCUGGGGGCGCAUGUGGUUGGUCAGUAA
This is a messenger RNA of Geodia barretti, 888 nucleotides long. NCBI's taxonomy places the organism in Eukaryota, Metazoa, Porifera, Demospongiae, Tetractinellida, Geodiidae. The record is from the annotation of a GenBank genome assembly.